This is a messenger RNA of Neomonachus schauinslandi (Hawaiian monk seal), 3177 nucleotides long. RefSeq names its product Cbl proto-oncogene B (gene CBLB). The coding region runs from base 154 to 3105 and encodes 983 amino acids. Gene Ontology annotation, biological process: cell surface receptor signaling pathway; negative regulation of epidermal growth factor-activated receptor activity. The transcript has 19 exons. Gene Ontology annotation, molecular function: receptor tyrosine kinase binding; ubiquitin protein ligase activity; SH3 domain binding. Gene Ontology annotation, cellular component: membrane raft; plasma membrane. Lineage: Eukaryota; Metazoa; Chordata; Mammalia; Carnivora; Phocidae. The record is from RefSeq and is a predicted model, not a curated record.
GGGUCUCUCUGUGUGUGUAUCCUACAGGGGUGGGGUAUCCAGCGAGUGGUCUCCACCUCCAGCUAGUGCUGCUGCGGCGUCCCGCGGCCUCCCCGAGAAUCAGGCGGGAGGGGAGAGCGGGUGUGGAUUGGUCUUGACGAACUAAGGUUCCAGAUGGCAAAUUCUAUGAAUGGCAGAAACCCUGGUGGUCGAGGAGGAAACCCCCGAAAAGGACGGAUUUUGGGUAUUAUUGAUGCUAUUCAGGAUGCAGUUGGACCUCCUAAGCAAGCAGCAGCGGAUCGCAGGACUGUGGAGAAAACUUGGAAACUCAUGGACAAAGUGGUCAGACUGUGCCAAAAUCCCAAGCUUCAGUUGAAAAAUAGCCCACCAUAUAUACUUGAUAUUUUACCUGAUACAUAUCAGCAUUUGCGACUUAUAUUGAGUAAAUAUGAUGACAACCAGAAACUUGCCCAACUCAGUGAGAAUGAAUAUUUUAAAAUCUACAUCGAUAGUCUGAUGAAAAAGUCAAAGCGUGCAAUAAGACUCUUUAAAGAAGGCAAGGAGAGGAUGUAUGAAGAGCAGUCACAGGACAGACGAAAUCUUACAAAACUGUCCCUCAUCUUCAGUCACAUGCUGGCAGAAAUCAAAGCCAUCUUUCCCAAUGGGCAGUUCCAGGGAGAUAACUUUCGUAUCACGAAAGCAGAUGCUGCUGAAUUCUGGAGAAAGUUUUUUGGAGACAAAACUAUUGUUCCAUGGAAAGUAUUCAGACAGUGCCUUCAUGAGGUUCAUCAAAUUAGCUCUGGCCUGGAAGCAAUGGCUCUGAAAUCAACAAUUGAUUUAACUUGUAAUGAUUACAUUUCAGUUUUUGAAUUUGAUAUUUUUACCAGGCUCUUUCAGCCUUGGGGCUCUAUUUUACGGAAUUGGAAUUUCUUAGCUGUAACACAUCCGGGUUACAUGGCAUUUCUCACAUAUGAUGAAGUUAAAGCACGACUGCAGAAAUAUAGCACCAAACCUGGAAGCUACAUUUUCCGGUUAAGCUGCACCAGAUUGGGACAGUGGGCCAUCGGCUAUGUGACAGGGGACGGCAAUAUCCUACAGACCAUCCCGCAUAACAAGCCCUUAUUUCAAGCCCUGAUUGACGGCAGCAGGGAAGGAUUCUAUCUUUAUCCUGAUGGGAGGAGUUAUAAUCCUGAUUUAACUGGAUUAUGUGAACCCACACCCCAUGACCAUAUAAAAGUUACGCAGGAACAAUAUGAAUUAUAUUGUGAAAUGGGCUCCACUUUUCAGCUGUGUAAAAUUUGUGCUGAGAACGACAAAGAUGUCAAGAUUGAGCCUUGUGGGCAUUUGAUGUGCACCUCUUGCCUCACAGCAUGGCAGGAGUCGGACGGCCAGGGCUGUCCCUUCUGUCGCUGUGAAAUAAAAGGAACAGAGCCCAUAAUCGUGGACCCCUUUGAUCCAAGAGAUGAAGGUUCCAGGUGCUGUAGCAUCAUCGACCCCUUUGGAAUGCCCAUGCUGGACCUGGAUGAUGAUGAUGACCGAGAGGAGUCCUUGAUGAUGAAUCGGUUGGCAAAUGUUCGAAAGUGCACUGACAGGCAGAAUUCACCAGUCACAUCACCAGGAUCCUCUCCCCUUGCACAGAGAAGAAAGCCACAUCCAGAUCCUCUCCAGAUCCCACAUCUAAGCCUGCCACCAGUACCUCCUCGCCUGGAUCUAAUUCAGAAAGGCAUUGUCCGGUCUCCCUGUGGCAGCCCAACUGGUUCACCAAAGUCUUCUCCUUGCAUGGUGAGAAAACAAGAUAAACCGCUCCCAGCACCACCUCCUCCCUUAAGAGAUCCUCCUCCACCUCCACCUGAGAGACCUCCCCCAAUCCCACCUGAAAAUAGACUGAGUCGUCACUUCCAUCACGUGGAAAGUGUGCCUUCCCGAGACCAGCCAAUGCCUCUUGAAGCCUGGUGUCCUCGGGAUGUGUUUGGACCUAAUCAGUCAGUGGGAUGUCGGCUCUUAGGGGAUGGCUCUCCAAAGCCUGGAAUCACAGCAAGUUCAAAUGUAAAUGGAAGGCACGGUAGAAUGGGCUCUGACCCUGUGCUUAUGCGGAAACACAGACGCCAUGAUUUGCCUUUAGAAGGAGCCAAGGUCUUUUCCAAUGGCCACCUGGGAAGUGAAGAAUAUGAUGUUCCUCCCCGGCUUUCUCCUCCUCCUCCUGCUGCCACCCUCCUCCCUAGCAUCAAGUGUACUGGCCCGUUAGCAAAUUCCCUUUCAGAGAAAACCAGAGACCCAGUAGAGGAAGAUGAUGAUGAAUACAAGAUUCCUUCAUCCCAUCCUGUUUCCCUGAAUUCACAACCAUCUCAUUGCCAUAAUGUAAAACCUCCUCUUAGGUCUUGUGAUAAUGGUCAUUGUAUAUUAAAUGGAACACAUGGUACAUCUUCAGAGAUGAAGAAAUCAAACAUCCCUGAAUUAGGCAUAUAUUUAAAGGGAGAUGUUUUUGAUUCAGCCUCUGAUCCAGUGCCAUUACCACCUGCCAGGCCUCCAACUCGGGACAAUCCAAAGCAUGGUUCUUCACUCAACAGGACGCCCUCUGAUUAUGAUCUUCUCAUCCCUCCAUUAGGUGAAGAUGCUUUUGACGCCCUCCCCCCAUCCCUCCCACCUCCCCCACCUCCUGCAAGGCAUAGCCUCACUGAACACUCCAAACCUCCCGGCUCCAACAGCCGGCCAUCCUCAGGACAGGACCUUUUCCUUCUUCCUUCAGAUCCCUUUUUUGAUCCAGCAAGUGGCCAAAUUCCUUUGCCUCCUGCUAGGAGAUUACCAGGUGAAAAUAUCAAAUCCAACAGAUCAUCACAGGACUAUGAUCAGCUUCCUUCAUCUUCAGAUGGUUCACAAGCACCAGCCAGACCUCCUAAACCACGACCACGCAGGACUGCACCAGAAAUCCACCACAGAAAACCCCACGGGCCCGAGGCAGCAUUGGAAAAUGUUGAUGCAAAAAUUGCAAAACUCAUGGGAGAGGGUUAUGCCUUUGAAGAAGUGAAGAGAGCCUUAGAGAUAGCCCAGAAUAAUGUGGAAGUGGCCCGGAGCAUCCUCCGAGAAUUCGCCUACCCGCCUCCAGUCUCCCCACGUCUAAAUCUAUAGCAGCCAGGACUGUCCACACCAGCAUGGCAAGCAAUCGAUAUUCCAGGACUGUGGAAAAGAGACAAGUGAGAG